UGUCGAAAGCCCAAACCAGGAAAAGGAGAAAACACCACCACCUCUACAUUCACACUCCCACGCCCGAAGCCGGCGGCGAGAGGCGGCGGAGGAAGCAGCAGCGGCAGGCCAUGGCGUCGUCGUCGGCACUGGCUCCGGCUGCCGUACGCGAGAUGCAGCGCGACCUCGAGUCCCAGGCCAACGCCCUCAGCAAGAUCCAGAAAGACAUCUCCAAGAACCACGAGGUCCGCAAGCAGUUCACCAUCCAGGUCGGCGAGAACGAGCUCGUCCUCAAGGAGCUGGAGCUGCUGAAUGAUGGGGCGAAUGUGUACAAGUUGAUCGGGCCAGUGCUGGUGAAGCAGGACCUCGCGGAGGCCAAGGCCAACGUCAAGAAGCGUAUCGAGUACAUCUCGGCCGAGCUGAAGCGAAUGGAUCGGGCGCUGAAGGACUUGGAGGACAAGCAGAACAGCAAGAAAGAAUCGAUAAUCAGGCUGCAACAGAAGAUGCAGGCUGUACAAGCAAAGGCAUAGGCGUCCAUUGCUAGUUUUAUCUGAACUGAAGGCCACCCCUUCAGCCCUCAAGUGUUUGGUGUGUACAAGGCUGGUGUUUUUCGUUCCCUGUCCCCUAGAAAAGGGAAAGAAGUCUUUAGUGCUAAAAGAUUCAGAAUUAUUCAAGGUAUGUGUAGUGAGAGAUUUUGUUUCGGAGUGAGACGAUCGAUAGAACAUGUACCUCUUACUGGCUUCUAGCGAUGUGGAUCAAUUUUUGUUCUUCUCUAAAAGGAAUCGGGUCUUAUUGAUGUGUCGU
Messenger RNA from Brachypodium distachyon (stiff brome), 783 nucleotides. RefSeq names its product prefoldin subunit 6. Gene Ontology annotation, molecular function: protein-folding chaperone binding. The transcript has 5 exons. Lineage: Eukaryota; Viridiplantae; Streptophyta; Magnoliopsida; Poales; Poaceae. Gene Ontology annotation, biological process: protein folding; chaperone-mediated protein complex assembly. Bases 111 to 509 code for a protein of 132 amino acids. The record is from RefSeq and is a predicted model, not a curated record. Gene Ontology annotation, cellular component: prefoldin complex; cytoplasm.